This is a messenger RNA of Magallana angulata, 893 nucleotides long. RefSeq lists its product as uncharacterized. The transcript has 6 exons. Bases 160 to 858 code for a protein of 232 amino acids. The record is from RefSeq and is a predicted model, not a curated record. NCBI's taxonomy places the organism in Eukaryota, Metazoa, Mollusca, Bivalvia, Ostreida, Ostreidae.
UUGCCAUGCUCUGGUGCUGGAUAUUCUGUGGUCUUAGGACAGACAAUGGGGAUUUGUGUUCCGUGAACAUGUGAGCAGAUGUAGGUAUUUCUUGUCCGAGUUGUCAGAUCUGUCUAGUGAAGAUUGUGUUUAUUAUACUGCAAUUUUGGACAGGAUCAAAUGUGCAUACGUUGUAGAACAACUGUUUUGCUUUUUAUUAUAUAUCUAUCACGUACAUGUGUAGAUGCAUCAUGCAGCAAUCCAGAUGAUGUCCGUGACGUCACGGCAACGUCAGCAGCCAGACGAAUUUAUUUUCCAUUCAAUGAUGCUCCAUCUUCAUCGUAUGACGUGUGUUACGACUGGAGAAUCACGGGACAGCCCGGGGAGCUGUUGGAGUUGUUCCUGAUCCAGACCACACAGUACGACCAGCCGUGUACGGUGGGCAGGUCCUGUCUCCGGAUAUUUGACGGUUACAAUUACUCGGCGGUGUUCGGAUUCAGGAAGAUGUACGAGGAGGACGGUAAUGUGACCGAGGCCCUGCGCCUGGCCUACCCCGCCCACCAGUCUGUGUUCAUCCGAUUCUUUACCUACGAAAACAGCAGCUUCCUUCUCCAGCAUAAAUCAAGGGGUGACAUAGAUGAUGGUGGGUUUAGUAGCAAAGACAAGAAGUCCCUUGGAAUAGCUCUGACGUCAUGCGCAGUAGCCGUAAUCGCCAUCGUCAUAGCAAUUUUCACAGUACUUGUAUGCAGCAGGACCAAAGAUAAGGAGACAACGGGCAGUGAAUCUGGGCUGGUUCCCGAGAGGAGCAGGAGGGAACCAGACAACUUGAGCAGGCUGUUCGAGGCGAGGCCGAGUAGACAAAAUAUGUCUGCUCUUUGAGAAUUUGUAAUCUAAAUACACUUUUGGUAUAUAAU